Sycon ciliatum is the source of this 3260-nucleotide messenger RNA. Its product is annotated as sestrin-1-like. The transcript is spliced from 14 exons. Gene Ontology annotation, biological process: cellular response to L-leucine; negative regulation of TORC1 signaling; positive regulation of macroautophagy. Bases 317 to 2107 code for a protein of 596 amino acids. Lineage: Eukaryota; Metazoa; Porifera; Calcarea; Leucosolenida; Sycettidae. The record is from RefSeq and is a predicted model, not a curated record. Gene Ontology annotation, molecular function: oxidoreductase activity, acting on peroxide as acceptor; L-leucine binding. Gene Ontology annotation, cellular component: nucleus.
CUUCACUUUCUUCACUUUGCAUUGAGAUUAAUUUUGUGAACUGAAAGGAGCUUGGAAAUCAGACUACUUUUAGCUUCGUGUAAGCAACAGAGUCAAGGUGAAAGGCGGUAGAAAGUAGAGCCAGAUAUUCCCGCUAUUCUCUCGUGCUUGUUUAUACCACUGCUGUAGAUUUGAUUAUCCUUGCUGUUCGUAUCGGCUCUGAAAUUUCCCCGUUCAUUGCUUAUGUCAACAAUUGGAAGGAAAUUCUGGCAGAUUGUACCUUUGAAAUAGUCUGCCACGCUUGGAAGCAAUUUCUUAGAAUUGCUACGUUCACCAGAUGGAUACAAGAGCGAAAUUCUACGAUGAAAAUCAUGACUUGGUGGAUUUGAGGGGUGAGGACGACUCAGCGCACUUUUUCAGUGCUCUGUUGACUCGUUCAGACACAGCGCUCAAGACUGCUUUGACGCGAAUCGAUUCGUCUGUACGAAUUUGGGCCUCUCAAGCUCCCUUGAACGAUGAGCUUGCUGCUGAGUUGUUGCAAUGCCACCUCCCGACUGUUCUUCGUCUCAGUCGCCAAUGCCCCGUGGAGGAAGUUCGCAGUUCAUUCUCUAAAUUGCUAGCUGAUUUGGAGGAACAUGGGACCCCCGUGCCAACUCCCUUGUAUGCUGGCGCAAGUUCUUUCAUGCCAACGCCGAAGGUGCAAGCAGUCGGAAGUGGUGAUGAUCAGGUGUCCCGGUUAUUUAUGGAUGCGUUUCUCUAUGAUGGGCGCGUUUCCAACAUGACUCAGGUGAUGGGUGAUCAUCCUGCAUACUUAGAGUGCCACAUACGCUGUCAGCACUACCUGAUGCACGGGGAUGGUCCACUGCCAUUCGAAUGGAGAACUAUGAUCGCUGUCCUGGCUGCAUCACGUCAUCGUUGCGGUGUCUUGGUCCGAGUCUUACUCAAGGACUUCCAAGAUCAGCAAGGUGACUCCUCGUGGCUUCGGGGAAUUGAUCAUCUUCCACGCAAACUUCAGAACCUACUGGAAGUGAACAAGCUACUUGCUCAUCGGCCAUGGCUUGUCAACCACAAACACAUGGAGAUGUUGUUGCAACCUGGUCCAGACAGUUGGUCAAUGGGAGAGCUAAUGCAUGCACUGGUCUUGCUUGCACACUGGCAUGCUGUGUCUGGCUUUGUGUUCGGCUGCGGAGUCAACCCUGAGCUGGAUAUGCCGGAAGGCCAUUCGUUUACGUGUACUAGUCAGUCCACGGGUGACAGACACGGUGCAGCAAGUCGGAGUGAGCAAACUACUUCAGCACCCGCUGCAUCCUCUGCAAAUGGUAGUAAUGGUGUACAUAGGAGUGGUACUGCUGCCGCCGCUGUGGCUGCUGCUGCUCCAGCUGCUAUUGAUGGUACCAUCGCUCCGCCUACCGACAAGGGCGUGAUGCGUGUCGCCAGCAGAGAAGAUGUUGGAGAGCUUGCGGAGAAAAUGAAGGAGCUCAAUGCUGAAGAGGAAGAGGAGGAUAGCAGCAGCGGUGAAGAUCAGCUGACAAACUUUCAGCAGAUUUAUGGAGGCAGUUCUGAGAAUGGCGAUGGGUCUACAAGCUGCAGUGGCCCAUGUCCUGAGAUGUUGCUUCCUUUCCUGGAUGAGCCCAGCUUCAGCCACGAGAACUUUGCUGAGAGAGGAGAGGGCUCUGGUAUCCAUCCAUUCCGUCUCUACGAUUACUGCUGGGAAGACCAUGGUUUUUCACUGGUCAACCGCCUCUACUCUGACAUUGGGCCUCUGCUGGACGAGAAGUUCUCCUGUGUUGCCUCCCUCACAUACAACAAGGUUGGUGAUGUGGAAAAUAUCGAUACAUCCCCAUUUCGACGGGCCGUAUUCAACUACAUACACUGCAUCAAGGGCAUCUUCCAUGAUGACUACAGCUAUCGACAGGUCAACCAGCUGGUGUCUCGUGAGUUGAAGACGUAUGUUAAGAUGAUCACGUGCUUUCCUGAGCGAGUGACACCAGCAGAGUUCCAAUGUCUGGACAUGUUCAAGCCCUCCGAGCAGGUACACAUCAACUUUCUUCUCUUGGAAGCACGGUUACAAGCUGAACUGCUCUAUGCAUUGCGAGCUCUGAACGCCUACAUCACACGCCGUAGCUAGUAUGCAUGCGUACACCAUUGCUCGAAUGCAUACAGCUUGCGUUAGGCUGUGUGUGUGUGCAUCAACGUAGCAAGCCAAGAAAACUGGGUUAACACUGUGAAUGCAGAACUGUGUUCUCUUUGUUCUCCUCGCGCUCCUCCGUCGUGCCUGGCUGUGACUGAUGGUGUGAUGAGGUUGCGUAUCCCAAACGACGCAAGAGUGCAUGGUUCAAGAGGACCUUGGAACAUGGCCUACCUUAGCCAAUUCCUUGUGCUCACUUCUACUACUACUUCAUCAUCAUCACCUGUCACUGUGAACAAGCCGAUUUCAAUGGCUGCUACCCGGUUUGUUUUACCCCUACUAAGCUGGUCUUAUUCCAUAUUCUCAAGAACGCUACUAUAUUCUUGCCAUGCGAAGAAGAAAACGAAAAAAACCUAUCCAAUACACCAAAAACACAAGAAGACCUGCUUCUUCUGCGCCUGAAUUUUCGGCUUGAUCAAGGGGAGUGGCGACACACACACGAUUGUCCGCCGUGCGAUGUAACACGGGACACAGUCUGUUUGUGCCUUUCUUCUCUUUCACGGCUAUCCAGUAGCUCAAUUGCCUUUUGGCCUUGGUAUCUAGCAAGUAUCCUAGUUACUGCCGUUGCUGCCACUUUCCUACAAGGAUUCCCAAACCUGCUAAAUCAUUGUGAACGAGAGUCGUUGUCACCGUGCUCCAAUCCGGACGAAGUCGUAUUUAAGAACUAUUCAGUUAAUAUCAUUCCUCUCGUCUCAAGAAAAAAAGACUUUCUGGGAAACUAGUGGUUGCCACGAGUGCACACCUCUUUUUGUCCUGCUUCUAGUGACUAUUUUUUAACCUUUUUUUUCUUAUUAGCUGUAUCCAGCCAGGCCCUCUCUAGAGUCAUGCUUGUCACUUUUUUUAAAUCUUUGUAUUGAUGGUGCCGCUUGGAAUGUUCUGUUUCACCGAGCACCAGUGCACAUCUAAUGCCGGUGCAGUGGCUAGUAUUUUUUGAAUUUUCCUCUCUUCUCGUCAUUGCCCUGACGUCAUUUUGUGCGCUUGUGCAGCUAUUCUUUUAUCUCUGUGCGAUUACAAUCAUGUAGUGUACCGCUGCUGAUGAUUAGUGUUUUACAAUCAAACUCGGAACCUGUUCCAAUUGCUUGUGACCAAUCUA